Messenger RNA from Arachis duranensis, 917 nucleotides. Its product is annotated as CEN-like protein 2. The record is from RefSeq and is a predicted model, not a curated record. Gene Ontology annotation, cellular component: cytoplasm; nucleus. NCBI's taxonomy places the organism in Eukaryota, Viridiplantae, Streptophyta, Magnoliopsida, Fabales, Fabaceae. The coding region runs from base 86 to 628 and encodes 180 amino acids. Gene Ontology annotation, biological process: vegetative to reproductive phase transition of meristem; negative regulation of flower development. The transcript has 4 exons.
CAUAGAUUAGAGCAAUUAUAUAACUUUGUAUUGAAGAAGUAACUUUACCUUACAUUGAAUAAGUAACUAAUAAGAAAAAUAAUUGAUGAUGAUGGCUUCAUCAAAUGCAUUUUCAUCAUCAGAUCCACUUACUAUAGGAAGGGUGAUCGGAGAUGUAGUCGAUGAUUUCACAGAAACUGUGAAAAUGACAGUCACUUACAACAACAAGCAUGUCUACAAUGGCUAUGAGUUCUUCCCUUCUUCAGUUUCCACUAAACCUAGGGUUCAUAUUCAUGGAGGCGACUUGAGAUCCUCUUUCACUCUGAUUAUGACAGAUCCAGAUGUUCCUGGUCCUAGUGACCCAUACUUAAGAGAACACUUACACUGGAUGGUGACUGAUAUCCCAGGCACAACGGAUGCAACAUUUGGAAAGGAGGUGAUAAAGUAUGAGAUGCCAAAGCCAAACAUAGGAAUACAUAGAUUUGUUUUGGUGCUUUACAAGCAGAAGAGGAGGCAGACGGUGAACAAGAUUCCCAGUUCAAGGGACCUCUUCAACACAAGGAAAUUCGCAGUUGAAAAUGAUCUUGGCACUCCUGUGGCUGCUGUCUUCUUCAAUGCUCAAAGAGAAACCGCUUGCAGAAAGCGUUGAUCAGCUGAUCUUUAAAACAAAAUAAUCUUUUAUCUUAAGUGUGUGCAACUCAUGUAGUAGUGGCACUAUUAUGGUGUUUUACUUAUAUAUAAUAUGGUAUGGGAUCCGCCAAGAAUAAGUUUAAGACUGUUAAGGUUAUGGGUAUCCAUCUCCUAAAUAGCUGGCCUACCAUUAACUAACUAUUCUAGUAAGUAAGUUUCAUUAGUUUGCAUUGUAGUUUGCUAAUUAAGCUUUGUUUAAUUUUCAUUUUCUAAUUAGUUAAGUUUGAGACCUUACCUUUUCUGUCUAA